UGUUUUACCCGAGAUUGAGAGCGAGACGGCUGCUCGGUACAGUACUGUCAAGUGUCAGUACAUUUUCAAGUUCAAGAUUAUCGUAGAUCUACGUGUGCUUGUACACGUAAGCUAGCUAGCUGCACCUCCGCUACUCCCUCAACUCUCAAAUACCCAACGUCCCAAGUGAAGUUUGCCUAUCGAACGUUUUUCACCGCAACCCGUAGCGGACCUAGGCUGCAUGUAGAGUUUCAUACUGUGAUAGAGUGCCGGUGUAUUGGUGCCCUGCUGUAUUCCGACCUCGGCGGCACCAUCCUUUGACCAUGUCAACCAGAGCUAACACUAACAGGAGAAAGGUCCAGGCCUGCUCCCGUUUCGAAGGCAGCAUUUGGCGACCUCUGGUUUGCCGUAGGUGCUUCGCCAAUAAGUCCGAACACGACGCGCCAGGCGCGCAGUCAGGCUCACAGUCGUCUCCAGGAAACGACCUAACGCCGAGCGCCAGGAAGAAGGCGUCGUUGACUGCUACUCGCAGUGUUGGUCUGACCAGCCAGGAAGGACACGGGAACUCGCACAGCGCCAGCGAAGCGGAGCCUGGAAAGUGGAGACGCUCCGGGUCAGUCAUCAUGACAUCCGGAACUCGACAUGUCGUGCGGGCGGAGAAAAAAUCUUCUCCGGGCAGUGGCAGUCGUUUUGCACGUGCUGAAGUGGUGGUUGUUGGUAGCAAUGGCACUAAUGGAGCCCAGGCACCGUCCAGCAACCCUGUUGCCAUUGUCACCAGUGCAGUCCAGUUCGUGGCUAAGCCGAGUAGCGCUGAGCAAGGCGAGGCGGCACCCAGUGUUGCUGCAAAGUCUCCUCCCCAGUCACCACUGGACAGUCCCUGCUCUCCGCUGGACCCAAGGCCAGUGUCCAGUACAGCGCUGAGUGACUCGAGUGGCCAAGAUGGUGGGAUAUCCUCCCUGUCAUCUGAUUCUAACCAGAGCACGCUGGUCAAGGGUUCUGACGAGCAUAAAAGAUUUCAGGAGUGUAAUGGAGAGGAGACUAGUCCUGAGAGUGGCCUCCGGUUGGAACAAGCAGAACAGCCUGUAGAGCGGCAGCAUAGCACCGAUCAAGAAGACGUGUCGCAUCCAGCACGGAGGAGCAGCAUUGUAUCUCACUCCCGCAUGGCCUCUGAGGAGAUGGAAGGUGGCGGUGCGGCCCGCUCUCGCCGCAACUCGGCGUGCAAUGGAGUACCGGUGACGCCGAGCAAUGCAUUCAGCCGCCAGAAUAGCGUAGCAUCCAUGUCAACAGAAGCACUGGACCAGACAAGAGAACCUCCGCGUCGUCCAUCAUCACAGGAGUCGGCUGGCAGUCAAGAAAGCGAUACAGCAGCGAGCAUGAGUGCGCUCGGCACCAGCAUUGACAAUCUCCUCGCCCAGUUGCAAAAUCCCAAGUCAAGCAGCACACCGACACCAGCGGCGACUGCUGGUGUGGCGGCUGCACGGCCUGGACAACGGUUUGGCAACAACCACCGCUAUUCACCACAUCACCAGUAUCGACUGCCAAGAGAUAAUCGACGGCAGGGUUUCAACAAGACCACAUCGGCCGGAGAGUUGACAAACGGCUCGUCCAGGUCCAGCAGAAAAGACCACCAGUUCCGACGAAGCAUGACCGACGGGCCGUCGAAUCUCCUCAAGCCCAAGAAAGAUCUAUCCAUGUCGGAUGCCAAUAUGUCCUCUCCGCAAUCACUUCCGGCAGCUUCGUUGACGUCAAGCGAAUGCAAUGGAAGUGAUUCUUGUACGUCGCCAACCCUGCCAGAUGCACAGUCUCCGCAGCCUAGCACUGAUGAAAGCACAACUCCGGUCAAGACGCACGAUGCAUCCGUGAUGAAGUUUAUAGUUUCACAGCUGGAGCACAUUUCCGCUUCGUGGAAGGAGUCUGAUCGUCACGUGGAUGACCUGCGUGCCAUGUCGCUGGCGGACUAUCGGCUUGUGGAGGACAUGGCAGCUGACUGGUGUGAUGGCACAGCCGCCACACCUCUCUGGCAGGUAAAUGACCCGGCUACGACGGGGGCAGCGACGGCGGGGAGCGGUGGUGACGAUAGCACGGGUGAAGCAACGCUGCCUGUAGUCUGCAUCCGGCCCGGCCUGAAGCAGCCCGGUCGCAUCUACGGCAUGCGAGUGCGAGCAGCCCGGACCGGCAGGGACGCGGACGUUUCGCGGGACGCUCGCUUCAAGACCAACUACAGGGUGCUGGAGCGCAUUCGGCCGCAUGCCAACGUCCUGCGUGUGCUGGCACAUUUCCGAGACAGUGUACCGGCCCCUAGUGGCAGCAGCUCGGCAAGUAGCUCACCGCAAGCCAUCUUUGUCGUCAACAACCACCUGCCUCUUCUGAAUUGUCGGCAGUAUAUUCCCAAAUGCAAGGAGAUGCUAUCGAAGGAGGGCUACGAGAGGUGUGUGGCACUUCUCCUGUACCAGCUGUUCGAUGGCCUUCACCAUCUUCACCGCGAGGGCGCUAUUCACUGCAACCUGGCUCUGGAUAACCUGCUGGUCGUGCCGACGUCGCAUCCCGGCGGUGGAGAUCGGCUCGUCAUAUCCGCGUUCGGCGAUUCUAUCUACUACUCCACACCUCCCGAGCAGUUCACUGUGCUGACAGAGCAGGCAGCCGGUAUGUUGGACAAUGGCAGAGGGUGGAAAACACGCUGUCAGCCGCCGGAAUUGCUGAUGGCACAGCGUGAGGUGAAGGAGGGCAGGAAAGAGCAGCUGAUUGACCUGCGCCAUUGCGACGUCUACCGGUCUGGACAGAUCCUGUAUCAGAUGCUCGGGUUGGAGAGCGAUAUCAAUGACUAUGUGAAGCGUUUCAGCAAGAAAGUUCAGGAGGUUGGACUCAAGGCUGGCCUUGAGGAUACCAACAUCCAGCCGCCAAGCAUUCCCAUCAUCUCUUGCUUCUCCGAACCUCUUGCUAAUCUAGCAGGGCAGAUGAUCAACAAGGACCCAGCAAAACGAUUGGAACCGAAAGCGGUAUUGGAUGCUGUUGGCUGCAUUCUCUGGGGUCCGACAACAAGCCGUGGCAGCCUAGGACUGGACCAGAGAUCUAGUGCCAGUGGCUGGCUUAGAAAACGACAGCUUGAGGUGCUGGGUGGUUUUGCAGGUGCUUACGCCAGCCCGACAGCAGGACAACAGCAGCAACCGACAACUGGUGGUUUUGCCUUGGCUGACGAGCUGCAAUGCGGGUACCUUGUGAAGGCCACGGCUGGUAGUAUCCAGCGCAGUCUCAAGUGCCUUCAGCAAGAAGUUGAGUAGAGGCAUGAACCCGAGCCCCGACUAUUGAAUCCAUCUUGAAUCCUAACACAAACCUUGAGUCCAACAAGGAUAGCUGUCAUAGCUCAGCAAAAUGAAAGCGAAGACAGCAGCACUAUUUAUUCUACUCAAACUGUCCUGACCUGAAAAUGAGAUUGGUCCUUGAGCAUAUAUUAUUUGAUUUCAUUAGCUUUGGAAUAGUUAUGUGGUGCUAGAGAUUAGAGUCGUGGUACUAUAGCUAACACUAUGAACAGACGACGUAACAAAGUAUCUUCUUUGUAAAGUACGGAUUUCGCAACUUAAGUAGUUUUAAAUUUGAAACCCAUUUUAAUAGUAUCCAAUACAGCACAUUUUUAAUUUUUUUAAUUUAAUCCUUGGCUCUCCAUCCGAGUCAAUACAGAACAGGACAGGAUUACUAGUACUAAGUUUGUAGCCGUCGA
Sycon ciliatum is the source of this 3694-nucleotide messenger RNA. RefSeq lists its product as uncharacterized. Gene Ontology annotation, biological process: protein phosphorylation. Bases 303 to 3257 code for a protein of 984 amino acids. Gene Ontology annotation, molecular function: ATP binding; protein kinase activity. The record is from RefSeq and is a predicted model, not a curated record. The transcript is spliced from 9 exons. NCBI's taxonomy places the organism in Eukaryota, Metazoa, Porifera, Calcarea, Leucosolenida, Sycettidae.